Messenger RNA from Auxenochlorella protothecoides, 306 nucleotides. RefSeq lists its product as hypothetical. Lineage: Eukaryota; Viridiplantae; Chlorophyta; Trebouxiophyceae; Chlorellales; Chlorellaceae. Gene Ontology annotation, biological process: cytochrome b6f complex assembly. The transcript has 2 exons. Bases 1 to 306 code for a protein of 101 amino acids. The record is from RefSeq and is a predicted model, not a curated record.
AUGAUGCGCUUCACCCUGGGCAUUCCGGGUUUUGAUGAUGCCCAGAUACCCAGGAUCAUAGGGCUGGCAGGGGGCAGCCUCCUCAUCGCCAAUCAUGUGCUCGGAUCCCAGCCCACUCCCCUGGCCCAGACUUUGGCCGAGGUCUUGGGCCUGGCGCUGGCGAGCCUCGCCUUCGCCAUCCCAAACUUGGAUGCCUGGGUCAAUGGGGGGAAGCAGGCUGCUAGUGCGACCAUCACAGGUGCUCGCAACGUCUUCAGCUUGGCAGAGGAUCUCAGCGAGGAUGCCAAAGUGGUGCGUGCCCGGUGA